Molecule: messenger RNA, 1521 nt
Organism: Stylonychia lemnae
Lineage: Eukaryota; Ciliophora; Spirotrichea; Sporadotrichida; Oxytrichidae
Source: the annotation of a GenBank genome assembly
AUGAGACCACUUGCUACAGCUAAAUACCGACAUAUGCCUAUCCAGGUUUGGGGAUGGUCAAUGUCAAGGGAUUUGAUAGAUACUGGAUAUCCUUGGAAUGCAAUACUUUUAAGAAUCAAUGAAAAUAAUGGGAGAGUUAUCUGGGAUUUAUAAAUAAAGAAUAUAGCAACACUAUCCUCAAUAAUGUAUGAAACUGGAAUAGAUGUUAGAAUGGAUUCUGCUCAAAAAAUUUAUUUACUAACAAGAGUUAAUAAUAAAUUUCAUCUAUCAGUUUUCUAAUAUACUGGGAUUGCUGGACCAAUAGCAGCUAAUUUUUAUCAUUCGUAUGGUGAUGACUCAAUGAAUAAACUGAAUAUUCUGAUUGCUGUGUUUCAUCCUUAUUUUGAUUAUCUUUAUAUUGGAGGAAACUAUUAAGGAGAUUUAGCAAUGAUAAAAAUUAAUCUAGCUGAUGGAUUACUUCUGACUGGAGCAGCUGUACCUUAAUCUAGUACCUAUACAGGGGAAGCAAUAUCUAAAAUUGCUAUUUUUAUUGACACUAAUUCUGAUUAAUAUCAAGUUGCUUGUGCUUCAUUUCUCGGAAAUGGUGAUAAUGUUGGUUUCAUGUAUUUUAAAUAACUAACUGAUGGUACAAAUUUACUGUUAUAUACCUGGUAUCUCACUAUGACUUACUCAACCUUCUGCACGGCUGUUAAUUAUGAUGGAAUAACAAUAAGUUAUUUAUUGUUUGAUAAUUUGAGAAGUAGAAAUUAUUUUGGAACAAGGUCAGUAUCAAGUUCAACUAAUUUUGAUAUUAGAGAGAUUUAUUAUGCUGCCGGUAGUGAAUUACUUACCACUUAAAAUGCCUAUAUUCCACCAUCUGGUUUAUUCUUUAUUGAUAUAGGUUCACUUACAUAGGUCAAUUCUCAGACUUACUCUAGAAAAAUAGCAUAUUUAGGUAGAUUUCCUGUUGGCUAAAGCUGUAUUAUUUCCUCAGCCUCUAAUACCGAUACAUUUAGUUCAAUUUACCAAGAUUCUUUUGUCACUGGUAAUUUUUAAUAAUAAAACUUGAUUAUUUUGACUUCUUCAUCAUUAAACUUUGAAUUGCGCGAAGAUUUGACAAAAUCUAGUUCAGCACUAACUUCAUUAAAUCUUAUUGAAUUGCCAUCUGAGUGCCUUGAUUAUGUUUAUGAUACAGGCAACGUCAAUUCUCCUGUAGUAGGAGCAUAAGUUUAUACUGUAGGAGAUCCGCCUUUAAUAAUUUAGAUAUCUUAGUUUACAUAUUCAGAAAAUUGUGCAGAUACCCCUACUUGGGUAUAUCAAGGAUUAAAAUCAGAUUAUUCACCCCUUCCUAGUUUUAUUUAGUUUGCAUACGACAGUACUGGCUCAAGUUUUACGGUCUAAACUCUAGAUUAAUAAACAGCAGCUACCUAUUAGUUAGUUGUUAUCGGUACAGCCAGUGGUUUAUUUACUGGCUAUUCAUUUUUUCAACUUUAAGUAGUUUUUACACCAGCAGAUAGUAUUCUUAGAACAUAUGAUAAUUGA